This is a messenger RNA of Anopheles aquasalis, 1203 nucleotides long. RefSeq lists its product as uncharacterized. The record is from RefSeq and is a predicted model, not a curated record. NCBI's taxonomy places the organism in Eukaryota, Metazoa, Arthropoda, Insecta, Diptera, Culicidae.
UCAAGUUCGUUCGCCUUGUGCUGCUACGAUCGGCAGCAUCGGUAGCAGAGCAUAAGAUCAGGUCCCGUUGCUGUGCUACGAGUGUGCACGCGUACUAACGCGAACCAGCGCAGCGUAGCCCAAUUUGGAGUGCACGCAAACACGGCAGUGAUCGUUCAGCGUGUCUUGCGUUUACGCCAAACGUACCUCCGCUUCUAAAUCGUACGUCGCGUACGUUACUAGAGAGUGUGUAUCGUGGAAAAAAAACCGAAAAACAAAAUGACGAUCAACGAGAGGACAUCGCUGCUGCCGAAAGACUACCAGAAGAACUACAUCAUACCGAUACCGCAGGACGACGAGAACAAUAAUGUCAGCGACAGCAACAACAACAACAACAACAACAACAGCACCAUAGACAAUGGCGUACUCCGAGAGUAUGACAGCUUUGCCCUGACGAAAGCUGAGCUGAACAAGUACAUUGACGACCCGUGGUGGAUCCGUAUGCGGUAUGGAUGUUUCGUCACCUGCUGGAUCGUGUGUCUGGUGGCGCUCGCCAUUUCCCUCUACAUAGCAGGCGAUGCAGUGCAGCACGGCAUUUGCGUGACACGUGAGACGGUCACGAACGCUAGUACGCCCGUCGCGGCAGUCAACAUACUGCCGGUCAGCAGCACCGGUGAUACGAGCGGUGAUCAACCGUCGUCCAUCGUCUUUGCGCUGCUCAAUGGACAGCAGGUUGCCUGAAUGCGUUACUCGCCUAAAAGGAUCUGAAGCCCAUUUCGCCAUUUCUUUGCUGUGAUCGGUGUGACUCAGUCUCGCCGCGACACUCUAUUUAUUAUCAAUCGCCGCAAUAUGUAAACUGAUGCGACUAAUUUGUAAAUAGUAGAUCUACUAUCGCACACGCUCAACGCGGGAGAGAAACCUGUUAGAGGCAUGGAGCCAGCCAGCCAUGAUCAGAUGGAAAUGAUGCAAUACUCGAAUGCAAGAUCGUCAUGCUGCCUGAUCGCUCGGUGGCACGGCGAACUCCCUCGAAUGACAUUGACACCGCGUAAUCAAUUGCGUGAAAAUGAUCCCCGCAGCCUUCUGCGUCGUCCAAUUGUUUGACAUUCCACGAGGACACUCGAUCAUUCGAUCGAUCGAAUGGAUUCUGACAGCGACCUUAGCCGGAGGGAGGGGGAUUUUAGGAAUAAAAUAAAAGACAAUAUUCUUUAUACAAAACAACGUAAA